Exophiala aquamarina CBS 119918 is the source of this 1728-nucleotide messenger RNA. RefSeq lists its product as uncharacterized. Gene Ontology annotation, biological process: transcription initiation at RNA polymerase I promoter; nucleolar large rRNA transcription by RNA polymerase I. The transcript has a single exon. Lineage: Eukaryota; Fungi; Ascomycota; Eurotiomycetes; Chaetothyriales; Herpotrichiellaceae. Gene Ontology annotation, molecular function: RNA polymerase I general transcription initiation factor activity; rDNA binding. The record is from RefSeq and is a predicted model, not a curated record. Bases 1 to 1728 code for a protein of 575 amino acids. Gene Ontology annotation, cellular component: RNA polymerase I upstream activating factor complex.
AUGAACAGCGUGAACAACGAGGAUGAAUCACAUCACCUUGUAAGAACAGCUUUCGGAGAUGAAGGCGAGGAUAGUCACAAUACCACUUCCGAUGCAGACCACCAGGGGCCUUCAACCACGAGACCCAUUCCAUCUCCAAUUCUGCAACCCUCUCAUGGAAGCAAGUGGAACCAAUUGCGCCAAGACUACAACGAUCAAUACCUCGAGAUAUUCAAGCUCCAGUUGGACCCGUCCAAGGGCGAGAUUUCGACCCCUGAUUUACCCCCAACACAGCUAGGCGCGGUCUGGUGGCGACCGUCUGAAAAGGACAGGUUAUAUCAGGCCCUUGAACGGAGAGGACGCCUGGAUGUGGAAGCAAUCGCACUACUCGUGAGAACCAAAUCAGAGGUUGAGGUCAAUUCAUAUCUCAGCUGGCUCAGGCAGGAAGAAACAGACCGACAGUUGUUUGAAACCCAGACCAAGAACAUCUCGCACAUCGAUAUCCCUGCUGCCAUUGAGAUCGGCAGUGGGUGUGAGGCGGUGCUUGACAAAGCGGCUGCGGCCCUUUCAGCAUUUCAAGAACAAUUCGACUUUGCAGCAGGCCAACGUAACCAUGGAGUCUGGCUCAUCGAUCCCCAGACUGCUUCAGAACUUGACAAAGCAGCUGACGAAGCUGAGCUUUCCAGUGACCUAUCAGAGGGCGACGGCGGUGGAGAUUUUCAACCAGAUGCUGGUAGAACUCGAUUGUUCUAUACAUCGACAUUCCUGAAACUCAGUGAGAGAUUUUACAUGAAUCAGGGUUCUGGCGAAACUUGGCACGAACUUGGAGAAAACAAUGAGCGGCCGGCUUUGACUAUGGACGUACUCAUAGACUUCUAUGAGAUGAUUGUCAGCUACCUAAGGAGGCUAGUUCAGUCCAUCAUCUUCAUUGCGAAAUCAAGAAUUCGGUCAACGAGUACCAUAUCAUACAGCACUCUCCACACUGUGAGGCAGGAAGACGUGGUUGCCGCUCUCGAUAUACUGAACAUAAACGAUCAUCUGUGGGAGUACUGGAUCCACAUGGCCAGGAGAAAUAAGCUACUUGUUGUGCACAAGAACGUGAAGCGUUUCAACCCAGAUGCCGUGAUGGACUACGACAAAGUUGAAGAAAUUUUAUCUGAAAGAAAGCGUAGCCGAUCGCUAUCUGCCAUGUCCGGAUUGUCAGACGAGUGCGCGCAAAGCGACGGCUCACUUGCAGAGAGCGGUGACGGGGACGAGGAUGCUGUUCUUCCUGAAGACGAGGCUGACGUCUCUGAGCCUGGAAUGGAGUUAGGCCGUGCAUCUUCAACGGACGAAGGCAUGGUCGAUGAUAAUGAAGGCGAUGAAUUCAUGUCACUCGGUAGUGAGGAUGGGAGCCACAACAUCCGUUCAGGGAACUCUCCUGCUAAACAAAUGCCUUCCUCAAAGCGAAAACGAGCACUUGCGAUUGAAGCCGAAACCGAUGAGUACAUGGAGAAGCUCGACCAGAUGGCUAGAGUACAAGAGGAAUCUCGGCUGCUUCACCUCCUUGGUGUCGAGUCUGAAAAAGCCAUGGAAGAAGAGGAAAUCGAAAUUCCCCGCAAGCGACCACGAGUAAUGAGGAAGACUGUCGCAGAGACGAAAGGGUGGUCAGCAGCCUACCAAUCGGAAUGGGAACUUCAUAAGGAGCCUGUCCACUUUAACAACCCCCAGAUACCAGCUGGCGGGCGCAACGAAGCCGAUCUUGAGUAA